This is a messenger RNA of Megalops cyprinoides (Indo-Pacific tarpon), 1441 nucleotides long. Its product is annotated as zinc finger CCHC domain-containing protein 24-like. The record is from RefSeq and is a predicted model, not a curated record. NCBI's taxonomy places the organism in Eukaryota, Metazoa, Chordata, Actinopteri, Elopiformes, Megalopidae. The transcript is spliced from 4 exons. Bases 246 to 962 code for a protein of 238 amino acids. Gene Ontology annotation, molecular function: zinc ion binding; nucleic acid binding.
UAAAGGGAGAUAGCGGACCUUCGGCUGUGGUUAAAAACUUUUAUACUGUCAUGAUACAGCCAUGGCUUUUGCGUAAGCAUAAAGUAUGGUCUAGGAUCCCUGCAAGUGGAUAAGGUCCGUGAGGGAAGGAAAAAAAAUACUUUUGGGGAGGGGAAAGCCAACGGUAGACUGAAGUAACUUAAAGCAAGAUCCGAAGUUGAGAUAUAUCCAGCAGUAACGGUGGCGACGCGAGCAGCCUUUCAAAGAUGAGCUUGCUGUCUGCUAUAGACACCAGUGCUUCGGUGUACCAACCCGCGCAGCUGUUAAACUGGGUUUAUCUUUCUUUACAAGACACCCACCAGACCACUGCCUUUGACGCCUUCAGACCAGAGCCUAAUUCUUCCCAUCCGGAUCUGAACUGCACCAAGCCUCCGGCAGCUGAGCUCACCUCCGCUCUUAAUUCCAACUAUCUCAACAACUUCUUUCAGCUCCAAAGAAAUGAGGUGCUGAGCAACAGUCUGUACAAGAACUCCUCCCCGUACGGCUCCCUCAACAACAUUGUGGACGGGCUGAGCUUGCUGACGGAGCACUUCUCAGACCUCUCGCUCUCCUCAGAGCCACGCAAGUCCAGCAAGAGGCCCCCGCCCAACUACCUGUGCCACCUGUGUUUCAACAAGGGACACUAUAUCAAAGACUGCCCCCAGGCCCGGCCAAAAGGUGAAGGACUGACCCCAUACCAAGGGAAGAAGAGGUGUUUUGGAGAGUACAAGUGUCCCAAAUGCAAGAGGAAGUGGAUGAGUGGGAACUCCUGGGCCAACAUGGGCCAAGAAUGUAUCAAAUGCCAUAUCAAUGUCUACCCCCACAAGCAGCGGCCUCUGGAGAAGCCGGACGGCCUUGAUGUCUCAGACCAGAGCAAGGAGCACCCCCAGCAUCUGUGUGAGAAGUGCAAGGUCCUGGGCUACUACUGCCGGCGCGUGCAGUAACCCCGGGCCCCGGCAUCGGCCCAGCACCAUGCCGAAACCACCCCCUGCCUUUUCUCCGUCCGCCAAGUGCUCUUCACCAAGCAAGAACCUGCCAAACUUUUUGUGUAAAUAUUCUUAAUGCUAACAGGGAUAACUGAUGCCUUGUAACAUGUUUACCUGUGUAUGUGUCUAACCAAAAGUGUCUUUUGAUGAUAGCAGUGUCUCCACAGUAUUGCUGUCCUUGUCAAUUGUAAUGAAUUACCCCGCAGCAGUGUGUGUUGGCUGUUUGUUUACAGAGCUCUUUCCUAGUUGUUGCCUGCCGAGUGAAACGCAUAGUUGUGUUGAGCGUUAUAAUGUUUGUUUUUGACAAUUUAAUGAGGCCUACUUGCCUUGCGCUGUUCAUCGGGUUAUCAGCACAUUGAAUUAACUGUGAAUUAACUGUGGAAGAAUGGGGACUUCCUCCCCAGCUUGUAUUUUGGUGAUGUAUUUAUUAAUGGAGA